Molecule: messenger RNA, 8845 nt
Organism: Chionomys nivalis (European snow vole)
Lineage: Eukaryota; Metazoa; Chordata; Mammalia; Rodentia; Cricetidae
Gene: Stab2
Product: stabilin 2
Exons: 71
Coding region: 1-7827 (2608 amino acids)
Biological process (GO): cell adhesion
Molecular function (GO): calcium ion binding; hyaluronic acid binding
Source: RefSeq, a predicted model, not a curated record
AUGACCGUGUCCCCUACUGACCCGCCACGGAAACACGAAGGUGGCCUUACCCCCUCAGAUCCAUCAUCUCCCCUUGAUGAUCUCCCAGCGUUUGCUGAGCCGCUCAACCCCUCCAGCCUCAGGUGCUCACCUACUGGCUACCGAUUGGGAAGGAACCAGCAUUUGCUCAGCAUGCUGCUGCCUUUAAUCCCCCUCUUCCUGGGGUUGGCUGUGCAAAAUACCUGCACCCCAGCCGAAGCCACAGGACUGGCGAAAAGAUGUGAUAAGAAGUCUUUUCUAACGAUCAGGACGGAGUGCCAAGCCUGCUCAGCUAAUUUUGCAGCCAAGUGUCCAGAUGGUUACGUCAAGAUUACCAAUGACUCUCUCGGGGUUCGAGAUUGCAGGUAUUCGAUUGAGAUCAAUGCAUACUCUCUGUCUGUCCCUGGAUGCCAACAUAUAUGUAGGAAGGACUACCUACAACCUCAAUGCUGCCCAGGCCACUGGGGCCCAGACUGCAUGGAAUGCCCAGGAGGAGCAGAGUCACCAUGCAAUGGCAGAGGCACUUGCAAUGAAGGCAUGGAAGGAACUGGAAGCUGCUCCUGCCGAGCCGGCUUUCGUGGGACGGCCUGUGAAACCUGUGCGGCUGACAACGUGUUUGGGCCCAAUUGUUCCUCAGUGUGCAGCUGUGUCCACGGUGUGUGCAACAGCGGGCUCAACGGUGACGGGACCUGUGAGUGCUUCUCUGCAUACAGGGGACCCAGGUGUGACAAGCCCAUCCCUGAGUGUGCGGCCCUGCUCUGCCCAGAGAACUCCAGAUGUUCACCUUCCAGCCAAGAUGAAACCAAACUCAAAUGCAAAUGCCUUCCCAGUUACCAAGGCGACGGCCAACACUGCAAGCCCAUCAACCCAUGUUUAAAAAGCGUCUGCCACCCUCACGCGAGUUGUACCUACCUGGGACCAAAUCGGCACCAUUGCUCAUGCCGAAAAGGUUACCACGGGGAUGGCCAAGUGUGUCUUCCGGUAGACCCCUGCCAAACAGACUUUGGAAACUGCCCUACAAAGUCUACGGUGUGCAGAUACGAUGGACCUGGACAGUCUCACUGCGAGUGCAGAGAGCAUUACCACAACUUUGUACCCGGAGUGGGGUGCAGCAUGAUCAAUGUCUGUGAAUCAAACAACCCGUGUCACAAGAAUGCAAACUGCAGCACGGUCGCACCAGGCCAAGCCCAGUGCACUUGCCGGAAAGGUUACAUGGGCGACGGCCUGACCUGCUAUGGAAACAUCAUGGAGAGACUCAGAGAAUUAAACACUGAACCCAGAGGAAUGUGGCAAGGGAGGCUGACCUCUUUCAUCUCCAUCCUGGACAGAACUUACGCCUGGCCGCUGAGCAACCUGGGACCCUUCACUGUGCUGCUGCCCUCAGACAAGGGAUUAAAAGGAUUCAACGUGAAGGAGCUUCUGGUGGACAACGUGGCGGCUCGGUACUUUGUGAAGCUCCACAUCAUUGCCGGGCAAAUGAGCACCAGGCAGAUGAAUGACACGGAUGCCUUCUACACACUGACUGGAAAGCCGGGGGAAAUCUUCAACAGGGAUAAGGACAAUCAACUAAAACUCAAACUUGAUAGAGGCGAAAAGGUGAAGAUAAUCCAGGGGGACAUAGCUGCUUCAAAUGGACUUAUACACAUCCUCGACAGAGCCAUGGACAAGACAGAGCCCACACUUGAGAGCAACCCUGAGCAAACCAUCAUGAAAAUACUACAGCCAAGAUUCGGCAGGUUCAGCUCUUUGCUAGAGAGAACCAAUGUUGGACAUACCCUAGAUGAAGGUGGUGCUGGUGGCCCAUACACCGUUUUCGUCCCAAGCAAUGAAGCUUUGGAUAGCAUGAAGGCGGGCACCAUCGAUUACCUCCUUUCUCCACAGGGCUCUCGGAAACUUCUGGAACUCGUAAGAUACCACAUUGUCGCGUUUACCCAGCUGGAAGUGGCCACUCUCGUUUCGACACCCCACAUCAGAACCACAGCCAACCAGUUCGUGCACUUUAACAUAACCCGCAACGGACGGAUUCUGGUAAAUGAUGUGGCAGUGGGAGAAACCGAGGUCGCUGCCAAAAACGGCCGAAUUUACACUCUGACCGGCGUCCUUGCUCCUCCCUCCAUCGUCCCGAUCCUUCCCCAUCGAUGUGAUGAAACAAAGAGAGAAAUGAGAUUGGGCACUUGUGUGAGCUGUUCCCUGAUACGUUGGAGCAAAUGUCCUGCUGACUCUGAGCCCAUGGUACUCUUCACACGCAACUGUGUCUACAGAAGCAGGACACAGAACCUGAAAAGUGGCUGUGCCCAAUACUGUAAUGCCACCAUGAAGAUACCAAAAUGCUGUAGUGGCUUCUUUGGGCCUGACUGCAACCCAUGUCCGGGAGGCUUCUUGAAUCCAUGUUCUGGAAAUGGGCAGUGCAUAGAUGGCCUCAGCGGCAACGGGACCUGCAUCUGUGAGGAUGGCUUCCAAGGCUCCAGGUGCCAGUUCUGCUCCGACCCCAACAGAUAUGGACCUCGUUGUAACAGAACCUGCCUGUGUGUCCACGGAGCGUGUGAUAACCGCAUAGACAGCGACGGAGCCUGCCUCUCGGGAACAUGCCGAGAGGGCACUUCCGGGAGGUUCUGCGACAAGAAGCCCUCAUCCUGUGGGCCCUAUGUACAGCUCUGUCACAUCCAUGCCACCUGUGAAUACAGCAAUGGGACGGCCAGCUGUGUCUGCAAUGAGGGCUACGAAGGAGACGGAACCCUCUGUUCUAAGAAGGACCCUUGCGUGGGAUCAACCUCCAGAGGAGGCUGUAGUUCAAACGCUGAGUGCAUCCGAACUGGCACAGGGGCACAUGUCUGUGUGUGCCAGCAGGGCUGGACAGGGGACGGAAGAGACUGUGUGGCGAUCAACAACUGCCUGCUGCCUGGCACAGGCGGCUGCCAUGACAAUGCCACCUGUUUAUACGUAGGCCCCGGGCAGAAUGAAUGUGAGUGCAAGAAAGGAUUCCGAGGAAAUGGGAUCGAUUGUGAGCCAGUCAUUUCAUGCUUGGAACAGGCAGAGAAAUGUCACCCCCUGGCCGCCUGUCAAGCCGACGCCUCUGGCGUGUGGGGCUGCGUUUGUCAAGAGGGCUAUGAGGGAAAUGGUCUCCUGUGCUAUGGGAACGUGCUCAUGGAACUGUCACGUCUCUCUGAAGCAGCUGUGUUUUACCAGUGGAUAAAUGAUGCUUCCCUGCAAUCCAUGCUGUCUGCCACCCCGAAUCUCACUGUCCUCGUGCCUUCCCGGCAAGCCAUUGAGGACAUGGACAAGAAUGAGAGAAACUUCUGGUUGUCACGGAACAAUAUUCCAGCCCUGAUAAAAUAUCACACAGUACAAGGCACAUACGGAGCAGCCGAUCUGCAGAACCUGUCAUCCUCCGGCAUGCUAGCAACAUCCUUGCAAGGAAGCUUCCUUCACCUGGACAAGGCGGAUGGGAAUAUCACCAUUGAGGGAGCAUCCAUUGUGGACGGUGACAAUGCAGCCACAAACGGAGUGAUACACGUCAUCAACAAGGUGCUGGUGCCCCAAAGAAGUCUGACUGGCUCCCUACCAAACCUCCUCACCCGUCUGGACCAGAUGCCCGACUACUCCAUCUUCCGAGGCUAUAUCAUUCAAUACAAUCUGGCGAGCACGAUCGAGGCUGCAGACGCUUACACUGUGUUUGCUCCAAACAAUGAAGCCAUCGAGAGUUAUAUCAGGGAGAAGAAAGCCACGACUCUAGAGGAAGAUGUUCUUCGGUACCACGUGGUCCUGGAGGAGAAGCUCCUGAAGAAUGACUUGCACAAUGGCAUGCACCGAGAGACCAUGCUGGGCUUCUCCUAUUUCCUCGGCUUCUUCCUCCACAAUGAUCAGCUGUUUGUAAACGACGCUCCAAUAAACUACACCAACGUGGCCACAGAUAAAGGAGUGAUCCAUGGUCUGGGGAAAGUUCUGGAAAUUCAGAAGAACAGAUGUGACGAAAACGACACCACCAUUGUGGGAGGAAUUUGUGGGAAGUGUUCCCAGGAAGCAACCUGCCCACUUGGAACAAAACCACUCGGCGAGACCAGGAAGUGCAUCUACACCAUUUACUUCAUGGGGAAGAGGUCCGUCUUCCUGGGGUGCCAGCCAAAGUGCGUGAGGACCAUCAUCACAAAAGCGUGCUGUGCUGGCUUCUUUGGCCCACAAUGCCAAGCCUGCCCCAAGAAGGAUCAGAAUGUGUGCUCUGGGAACGGCUUCUGUCUGGAUGGUGUGAAUGGCAUCGGCACAUGCAGAUGUGAGCAGGGUUUCAAUGGGACGGCCUGCGAGACCUGCAUAGAGGGCAAGUACGGUGUCCACUGUGACCAAGCGUGCUCCUGUGUCCAUGGGCGGUGUAACCAAGGACCCUCAGGAGACGGCUCCUGCGACUGUGAUGUCGGCUGGCGAGGCGUGCACUGCGACAUCGAGAUCACGAAAGACGAUUGCAAUGGGACCUGCCAUACCAGUGCCAACUGUCUUCUCCAUCCAGACGGCCAAGCCUCAUGCAAAUGCGCGGCAGGAUUCCAAGGGAAUGGAACAGUCUGCACAGCCAUCAAUGCCUGUGAGGUCAGCAACGGAGGAUGUUCUGCCAAGGCCGACUGUAAAAGAACCACCCCAGGAAGCCGGGUGUGUGUGUGCAAGGCAGGCUAUACAGGUGACGGCAUUGUAUGCCUCGAAAUAAAUCCGUGUUUGGAGAACAACGGCGGCUGUGACAAGAACGCAGAGUGCACGCAGACAGGGCCCAAUCAAGCCGUCUGUAACUGCUUGCCAAAGUUCACUGGAGAUGGGAAGGCCUGCACACUCAUCAAUGUCUGCUUAACCAACAAUGGCGGCUGCAGCCCAUUUGCCACCUGCACCCACACUGGACAAGAUCAGAGGAUAUGCACCUGCAAACAGAACUACACCGGGGAUGGAUUCAUCUGCCGCAGCAGCAUCUACGGGGAACUUCCUAAGAACCCAACAACGUCACAGUAUUUUUUCCAGUUGCAGGAGCAUGCUGUCCGAGAGCUGGCUGGACCCGGCCCCUUCACUGUGUUUGCGCCUUCAUCUGCUUCCUUCAAUCAGGAGUCCAGGAUUAAAGACUGGGAUGCACAGGGCCUCAUGUCCCAGGUUCUCCGGUAUCACGUGGUGGCCUGCCAACAGCUGCUGCUGGAAAACCUCAAAGUGACCACGAGUGCCGUGACCCUCCAAGGCGAGCCCAUUUCCAUCUCUGUCUCUCAGGGUACCGUGUACAUAAACAACAAGGCGAAGGUCCUGUCCGGUGACAUCAUCAGCACCAAUGGCGUCAUCCACAUCAUAGACAGACUGCUGUCUCCCCAGAACUUGCUCGUCACCCCCAAAGAUGCUUCAGGCAGGGUUCUGCAGAAUCUUACUACAGUAGCAAUGAAGCAUGGCUACACGAGAUUCAGCAAGUUAAUACAGGACUCAGGCUUGCUGAGCGUCAUCACCGACCCCAUCCACACCCCAGUUACCCUCUUCUGGCCCACAGACAAAGCCCUCCAAGCCCUACCCCCAGAGCAGCGGGACUUCCUCUUCGAUCAAGACAACAAGGACAAGCUGAAGGAGUAUCUGAAGUUCCACGUGAUCCGGGACUCCAGGGCUUUGGCUUCAGACCUGCCCAGGUCUGCCUCCUGGAAGACACUGCAAGGUUCAGAGCUGAGUGUAACGUGUGGAACUGGCCGUGACGUCGGCGAGCUCUUUCUAAACGGACAAAUGUGCAGGAUCGUCCAGCGAGGACUCUUGUUUGACCUGGGCGUGGCCUAUGGCAUCGACUGCCUGCUAACGAAUCCCACCCUGGGGGGCCGGUGCGACACUUUCACUACCUUCAAUGUCUCGGGGGACUGUGGGAGCUGUGUCUCUACUCCCAGAUGCCCACCGUGGAGCAAACCAAAGGGUGUGAAGCAGAAGUGUUUCUACAAACCACUGCCUUUCGGGAGGAACUUGGAAGGCUGCCGGCAGCUGUGCACCCUGGUCAUCCGGCUCCCCAGGUGCUGCAAGGGUUACUUCCUGCCACACUGUCAGGCCUGCCCCGGAGGACCGGAUACACCGUGUAAUAACCGGGGUGUCUGCAGCCAUCUGUACUCGACCACAGGACAGUGCCGGUGCAACACCGGUUUCAACGGGACAGCCUGCGAGCUGUGCUGGCCAGGGAGAUUUGGGCCAGACUGUCAGCCCUGUGGCUGCUCAGAGCAUGGACAGUGUGACGAGGGAAUCACCGGCUCUGGACAGUGCUUCUGUGAAGCAGGGUGGACAGGCCGCUUCUGUGACACUCUUACAGUUGUGUUUCCGGUCUGCAUACCUCCUUGCUCUGUGCAUGCCACAUGUAUGGAGAACAACACAUGUGUGUGUAACCUGAAUUAUGAAGGUGAUGGAAUCACAUGCACAGCUGUGGAUUUCUGCAAACAGAACAACGGGGGCUGUGCAAAGGCUGCCAGGUGCUCUCAGCAGGGCACACAAGUCUCCUGCAGCUGCAAGAAGGGCUACCAGGGGGAUGGCUACAGCUGCACGGAGAUAGACCCCUGUGCAGAUGGCAUCAACGGUGGAUGUCACGAGCAUGCCACCUGCAGGAUGACUGGCCCGGGCAGGCACAAGUGUGAAUGUAAGAGUCACUAUGUGGGGGAUGGAGUGGACUGUGAGCCCGAACAGCUACCGCUGGACCGCUGCUUACAGGACAACGGGCAGUGCCACCCAGAUGCUAACUGUGCAGACCUCCACUUCCAGGACACGACUGUUGGGGUAUUCCAUCUGCGCUCCCCACUGGGCCAGUACAAACUGACCUUUGACAAAGCCAAAGAGGCCUGUGCCAAUGAAGCCGCAUCCAUGGCCACCUACAACCAGCUCUCCUAUGCCCAGAAGGCCAGCUAUCACCUCUGCUCAGCCGGCUGGCUGGAGAGUGGGCGGGUUGCCUACCCCACGACCUACGCCUCUCAGAAGUGUGGUUCAAACGUUGUAGGGAUAGUGGACUAUGGAAACAGGCCCAACAGGAGUGAAACGUGGGAUGUCUUCUGUUACCGGAUGAAAGAUGUGAACUGCACCUGCAAGGCGGGCUAUGUGGGCGACGGCUUCUCGUGCAGUGGGAACAUGCUGCAGGUCCUCAUGUCCUUGUCCUCGCUCACGGACUUCCUGGCAGAGGUGCUGGCUUAUUCCAACAGCUCAGCCCGAGGCCAGGCUUUUCUGAAACACCUGACUGACCUGUCCAUCCGUGGCACCCUGUUCGUGCCGCAGAACAGUGGACUCAUGGGAAAUAAGAGCCUGUCUGGGCGCGACAUCGAGCACCACCUCACUAACCUCAGCGUCUCUUUUUACGACGACCUCGUCAAUGGCACCGUUCUGAGGACUAGGCUGGGAAGCCGGCUGCUCAUCACCUCCAGGCAGGACCAGUUCCACCAAGAGACCAGAUUUGUGGAUGGAAGAGCCAUUCUGCAGUGGAACAUCAUUGCCUCCAACGGGCUCCUUCAUGUCAUUUCUGAGCCUCUGAAAGCCCCCCUUGUGCCAGCAAGCCCUGCCCACACUGGCCUGAGGACAGGCGUAGUCUGUGCUGUUAUCCUGGUCACCGGUGCAGUUGCUCUGGUCGCCUAUUCUUACUUCCGACUAAACCAGAGAACAACUGGCUUCCAGCGUUUUGAGUCAGAAGAGGACAUUGAUGUCUUGGCCUUUGGCAAACAGCAGCCGGAGAACGUCGCAAACCCUGUGUAUGAGAGCUCAUCAGCAGCACCCCCUGAGUCCUCCUGUGACCCCUUCCCAGACCCUGAAGAACAGGAGGUGGAGAGCAGCGACCCCCUGGGGGCACUGAGGCCCUGACGUGAGCAGCCAUCCAGCAGCCAGUGCCACAUGAACCCCUGAGCCAGCACGGCUCCACUGGGGAUUCUCAGCACCAGCUGUCUCCUGUUCUACACUAUGAUAGAGUCAGAAACCAUACCUCACCUCUCUGGUUAAUAGAGGGCUGUUUCCAUGGGCAAGGUGCCACGUUGCCAGGCCCAUCCAGAGGGACCUCUACCUCCUCUGAGGCUGUUGUUCUUGGGCCUUCCAGACGGCCUUGCUCUGUUCCGCCUUAUCUCUUGGGUAACUGUGAUCCUGUGGUAUUUUCCUGUUACUGUAGGUGCCUACGGCAGGGCUUCACCUUGUGAACUUUGUAUCCCAGUACCCAGAAGUACCUGCCACAAGGACGUGCUCAAUAAAUAUUAUAGAACAAAAUAAAAAGUCACUGAGUGCCUAGGAGGGGUCAAGCUAUGAAAGCAAGCUACUUAUUAAGGCUAAUUAGAGCCCUUUCAAUUGGCCAACAUCUGUCUCAUGAAUUCUUUAGUUCUGUUUCCUUGCAUUUACCUUAAGAUCUUAUAAACUCUCUCAACUCCAGGAAACUGGAGCUGCCCCAGUCCUCUGCAGAGGAUAUUUAUCACUACCUCUGGGACAACACAUCAUGAAGGAGCCAUGCCACAUUUCCAGGAAUUGCCCCAAAAGAAGUGUAGGGCAGAUUAACUAGUGGCUCCAUGAUAUCCAUCAUCACGCUGGGGGACACGGGCACAGAUGGGGGUCCACUCAGCACUGUGAGGGUUAAGUGCCAGUACAGAUGCUAAAUCUAUACACAUACACAUGUAAGAUGUGAAAAUAAGGCAUUCUAAAUAUUUAUAAGCUCAUCCAAGUUUUUUGUUUGUUUUUGCAUAGGGUUUCUCUGUAUAGCCCUGGCUGUCCUGGAACUAGCUCUUGUAGACCAGGCUGGCCUUGAACUCAGAGAUCCGCCUGCCUCUGCCUCCCAAGUGCUGGGAUUAAAGGCCUGCACCACCACCAGCUGGCACAAAUUUUCUUAAUAUUCCUCAGCACG